AUGUCGUGCUGCAAGAAGACCGCGGAAGGCGAAGUCGCCAAGGAGCGGCUGCCGAUGUUGCAAGUGGCAUUCCUGUGCCUCAUGGAAGGCUCCCACUUCUACACGGUUUGUUCUCUCUUCAGCUUCGCUGGCGUACUCAGCUCCGAUCUCGGAUGGGUGACGGACAAGAACGAGGCAGGCUUCGUGGCAGGCUGGCUGCAAUCCUCCAACGUCUGCGGACGUAUCCUCACCUCCACAGCUUGGGGCUUUGUCGCAGCACGCUACGGCCGUAAGAUGGUGCUGGCCAUCACCCUGGUGUCACUGCUCAUGGGUGGGUCUUUGUUCGGCUUCUGCACCAGCCUGCUCGUGGCCAUGAGUGUCCGCUUUGUCUUCUUUGGUGUGCUGAACGGCUGGCCGGUCUUGACAGGUCCAUGUGCGAUGGCAGUGGCUGGGCGAGAGCGUCAGACCGAAGUGCUCGGCAUGAUUUACGCAGCUUCCAGCGGCAUGCAGCUGAUGGGUCCGGCCAUCGGGGGUUGGACGUAUGGCCUCAUCGAGGACUUUCCGGCCCUGGCACCUAGUCUGAUUGGGUUGGGCUUUUCACUGCUUGCUGCGUUCUGCUUCAUCAUGGUGCACAAGAGCUUCUCCAAAGAAGUCAAGGAGACAGAACCAAAGCAGGAAGCUGAAGCGUCGUCAUCCAUAUCGUCCACAUCAGGGAAGUCCACGACAUCCGUGCUUUGCCACUGGCCCGUCCUGUUGAUCAUCUCGAUGCGCUUUGCCAGUGGACUUGCCAUUUUCGCCAUGUACGAGGUCGUGCCCUUGUGGCUUAUUGCCGAUCCUGAAGUGGGAGGCCUCUCGAUGACCGAGAAGUCUGUGGGCACCUUCUUGAGCCGAUCUGGCAUAUGGAACAUCAUCUAUUUCAUUUGGAUCUGUCCAAGGUGCACAAAGAUGUUCGGACUUCGCAAAUUCUCCGUCUUGACAAGUGUCAUCGCAGUGGUCAGCGUUGCUCUCAUGCCCUUCUCCCCCCACGUCAUAGUGGCGAAUGUGCUGCAUCUCAUGUGUGCCUCUGCGAUGGUAUCUCAAAUUUUGGUGAACAACGCAUUCACCAACAACGUGGCAGAGCCUGACGAAGUUGUCGUGGCCAACGGUUUUGCAGUGACCGCAGAGACUGUCGGGAAGGCCUCGGGGCCCGCUGUCUUCUCCUCCAUCUUUGCGUGGUCUCUGAAAUGGGGAUGGGGCGGACAUUGCUUUGCGUUUAGCCUCCUAGCCGGGCUCUCCUUGGUGCAGAUCAUUGGCGUCCUCUGCCUCCCGAGCUAUGUGGCGCAUGGCCGGAUUCCGGCAAGAGAGGUCCACAAGGAGUUGCCAUCCGAGUGUAGCAGCGAAGACGGCAGCAAAACUGCAGUGUAA
Molecule: messenger RNA, 1383 nt
Organism: Effrenium voratum
Lineage: Eukaryota; Dinophyceae; Suessiales; Symbiodiniaceae
Source: the annotation of a GenBank genome assembly